Hibiscus syriacus is the source of this 804-nucleotide messenger RNA. RefSeq lists its product as uncharacterized. The coding region runs from base 118 to 705 and encodes 195 amino acids. Lineage: Eukaryota; Viridiplantae; Streptophyta; Magnoliopsida; Malvales; Malvaceae. The transcript is spliced from 2 exons. Gene Ontology annotation, molecular function: protein binding. The record is from RefSeq and is a predicted model, not a curated record.
CACUACACAACAGCAUCUUCCUCCUCUUCCUCCGCCGCCGAAAACGACAAAUAUACUUGACUUCUCUGUUCACAGACACCGGAUCUCUUAUCAACUGUACCCAAUCCAACAAAAAGCAUGGUCGGAACUAACCCCACCAUCAAAUUCCUCUGCAGUUACGGCGGGAAAAUCGUCCCUCGUUACCCUGACGGGAAACUCCGUUAUCACGGCGGUGAAACCCGUGUACUCGCCGUUGACCGGUCCAUUUCCUUUACAGAGUUAUCGAUGAAGAUGGGAGAGAUGUGCGGGACACCGGUGAGUCUACGUUGCCAGUUGCCGACGGAGGAUUUAGACGCUCUGGUUUCGAUCACUUCCGAUGAGGAUAUCGCGAAUCUCAUCGAGGAAUACGAUCGUGUGGCUUCGCCUCCGUCUUCUUUAAAGAUCAGAGUCUUCCUUUCGCCGCUGAAACCGGCCAGAAAAUCGAUUUCCUCGCCGCCGAAACCGGCUAGAAAAUCGAUUUCUUCGCCGCCUUCAUCAUCGACUGCGUCUUCGAAGUCAUCUUCUUCAUCCACUCCCAGAUAUUCCUGCAUACGUCAGAUCCCAGGGUCUCCCGUAGCUUUCCCUCUUUGCUCUAAGAAAUCGGCCGGACAGAUGAUUCCUUACUACGGUUACCAUGGUCAACCUAGUUAUAUUUACCUUGUUCACAGCGGGAAUUACAGGCAAUAGCAGAGGAUGGAAAGAUGCGAAAGAUCAUAUGAUUUAUUAGUCAGUUGUGAUCCUUAGUGAAGAACAAGUAAUGAUCAAUACUACCCAUAGAAGAAGAAA